Caenorhabditis sp. 36 PRJEB53466 is the source of this 874-nucleotide messenger RNA. The record is from the annotation of a GenBank genome assembly. Lineage: Eukaryota; Metazoa; Nematoda; Chromadorea; Rhabditida; Rhabditidae.
AUGAACGAGUCAGAAGAAACGCUGGAGAAGAAGAAGAGCAGAUGGAUGUGGAAAUGUCUAGAGAGGCGCCGAUUGCGGUUCACCAGGAACCUAUCACACCUUUUCGACAAAGCUGUCGGAGUUUGGAGCCGGAAUAAUGUGCGAGGCGGAAAGAAGAUUCAGCUGAUCGGGGACAACAUGCUGCUCAUCGCGCGUGUCGUCAAAAUCAUGAUGUCUCAGAGUCCAAUUCAACGCAUCACCAACACGUUUUUGUACGGAAAGGCCAUGGAGAAAAUUACGAAGUUGUCUCACAUUCCGUGCAUUACCUCAGAAGCCACGCACACGACCCACAUUGCUUCCAUCGGAACCAUUAUCAAGCAUAUUGGGGUGAGUAGGAUAUUGUUCUCAAUAGAUUCACGAAUAAUUUGGAUUUUUCAGAAAACUGAUUUCCGUACAAAUCAACAAACUUCGACGGACCCAAGCUCAUAUCAGCCAUUGUCAACGAGUUUCAGAAGAUUGUGGAGGCAUUGUUCACCAAAAACGACUUUGUCACAAUGAAGGAGGCAGUAAACAAUCAACCGAUGGACACUCACCGGAGGACAACGAAGAAGAGAAGAGAAAAUCAUCGAAAGGUGUGUUGAAUGAUCAUGGAGCCGAGAUGGAAAUUUGCUGGAGUGUCGGAGGAGUAGCAGGACUUCUGGUUGAAAAAAAAACCGCUUCAGGACAUUAUCGCCAAAUCGCACUAACUGGUCUAGGAACUGCUCAAUUUGAUGAAGUAUGUCUGAUCAGCCUCAACUGUUCAAAAACUUGCAUUCUCUGGUUUUUCAGGUUUUAUAAUACGAUGAACACAGUUAUCGACACGUCAGGCGUUUCCGGCUUACGACCACUGGCUUGA